UGUUAAACCAGCAGAUCACAUCAUGUUGACAGCAAAAAUAAACAAGAGUUAUUACCACUCAACUUCCAAUGUUCCUCUAGCAGCUGUUACCGUUAAAGAUAUGCUAGAUUCUGUUGUGGAAAAAAUACCGGAUAAAGAAGCAUACGUGUUUCCAGUUGAAAAGAUACGCCUAACAUUUGCAGAAUUACAAAGGCAAGUGAACGCCUUGGCAACUGGGUUUAUCAACAUGGGGUUGAAACGAGGGGAUACGCUGGGUAUCUUGUCGUCACGUGCAACUGAAUAUGUAUUGGUGCAGUUGGCCGCUGCACAGAUUGGAGUGAUCUUAGCAAGAUUCCACAUUGGCUUACCGCACAGUAUGCUGGAAAAUGUUAUAUUGAAAAGUGAAUGCGUUGCUCUGGUAGUUGGUGACAAUCAUGACGAUGUCUACAAUCAAUUAAUGAAAAUCAUACCAGAUUUGAAAACAACAGAUUCAGGAUUACUACCUAUGACGGGAAAGUCUAAACUGCAAUUUAUAAUUACCAAGGUAGCGGCAUCUGGAGGCAGAUGGAAAUCCAUUGACGAUAUCAUGAAUAAAAGCAACAUGGAUCCUGAGAAGGAUAAAAAGCUAUUAGAAGAAACUAGCAAAAUGGUUGAGUUUGGUGACUUGUAUACGAUUUUCUACACAUCUGGGAGUACUGGGCCAUUGAAAGGCACUCUUCAUAGUAAUGAAGCUCUUCAAAACAUUUACAUGAUGUGUGGAGACAGAUAUGGAUGGACGAAAGAUGACAUUCUGUUGUCUGCAUGUCCUUCAUUGUCUCAUGUUGCCGCAGAUGUGGCUCACACGACCCCACUCGUACUUGGGUUGACAUCAGUCAUUCUCUCCCCUGGUGCAAACAUUCAAGACAACGUUUCUGUUAUACACGAUGAACGUUGUUCUCUACUUUUUGCUACAUAUCCUGGUCUUUAUAACAUGUUAUAUUCUGGUAAUGUAGAACAGUAUAAUUGCAAUUCUGUUCGCCACAUUUUGACUGGUGCUAGCAUAAUUCCAGCAGACUUCAUUCAGAAAAUAAGCACGAUAUUUCAGGCUAAAGUUUUAAAUACAUACGCAUCAUCUGAAGCGUUGGCAGUCAGUGGAAUAGAUCCGACGGAUGAUGGAAAAGGAAGUUUCGAUAAUGUUGGACGCCCAUUUAGUCACACCGAAGUGAAGAUAGUGGAUACAAAUGGUAAAAUCGUGCCGAUCAACACGCUUGGUGAUCUGUUUAUCCGCAGUAACUACGUAUUCCGCUCAUAUAUACACGAUGAAGAUAAGACGAAAAAGGUCAAGAGUGUGAAUGGAUGGUAUAAAUCAGGUGACAUUGCUAAGAUUAAUAGCAAUGGCUAUAUAACAGUUGUUGGAAGAAAUCAGGAUAUCAUAAUGAAAGGGGCACAAACAAUGUAUUAUGCCAGCUUAGUGGAGUCAAUUUUAAGUCAUCCCAACGUUAAAGCAGCUUACAUUGUACCUGUACCAGAUAAGGAAUUGCAAGAAGAUUUCUGUGCUUGUGUUUCGUUGAAUGGAAACACUGUGCUAUCGGGGGACGAACUAAGAGACUUCUACGUUGCCAAUAUUGCUAUGAAAGAUUACAUUCCAAAGUAUGUGAUGGUAUUUAAUGAUUUCCCGAAAAACGCAACUGGUAAAAUUGACCAAAUUGCUCUGUCCCAGGAAGUGUUUAUCAGUUUAGGUUUGGAUACAGACUGGCUUGUUCACGGCAGAAAGGCAUAA
Molecule: messenger RNA, 1738 nt
Organism: Saccoglossus kowalevskii
Lineage: Eukaryota; Metazoa; Hemichordata; Enteropneusta; Harrimaniidae
Product: medium-chain acyl-CoA ligase ACSF2, mitochondrial-like
Source: RefSeq, a predicted model, not a curated record